Pseudoliparis swirei is the source of this 375-nucleotide messenger RNA. Its product is annotated as protein FAM50A-like. Lineage: Eukaryota; Metazoa; Chordata; Actinopteri; Perciformes; Liparidae. Bases 1 to 300 code for a protein of 99 amino acids. The transcript is spliced from 3 exons. Gene Ontology annotation, cellular component: nucleus. The record is from RefSeq and is a predicted model, not a curated record. Gene Ontology annotation, biological process: chromatin organization.
AUGGCGCAGUACAAAGGCGCCGCCAGCGAGGCUGGCAGAGCCAUGCAGCUGAUGAAGAAGAGAGAAAAGGAGAGAGAGACGCUGGAGCUGCUCAAGAUAAAGAUUGCAGAGGACAACAUGGUCAAGUCCAACAUCGACAAGAAGUUCUCGGCUCACUACGACGCCGUGGAGGCGGAGCUUAAGUCCAGCACCGUCGGUCUGGUGACGCUGAACGACAUGAAGGCGAAGCAGGAGGCGCUGGUGAAGGAGCGCGAGAAGCAGCUGGCCAAGAAGGAGCAGUCCAAGGAGCUGCAGCUGUGAGUCGCCAUCGACGACCGAACGCUCGCCGUGUCUUCAGCGCGUUGGAAGUGUCGCUGACCCACGGGGGUUGAACCG